This is a messenger RNA of Penicillium odoratum, 483 nucleotides long. RefSeq lists its product as uncharacterized. NCBI's taxonomy places the organism in Eukaryota, Fungi, Ascomycota, Eurotiomycetes, Eurotiales, Aspergillaceae. The transcript has a single exon. Bases 1 to 483 code for a protein of 160 amino acids. The record is from RefSeq and is a predicted model, not a curated record.
AUGGGCGCAUCGAUUAUAAACCUAUCACUAAUCAACGGAACUUCAUUAUACUGUUGCGGCACACCUAUCUACAACGGUUCGGAUAUUGUCUGUCCAUACGGAAACGCUUUCCGCCUAGACGACGCGAAAAUCAUCCUCGGGCGCGCCGCACUUGCCAAUGUCACAUCGGACUCAUCUUCAAAUUCUACAAAUUCAACUGCGGUUAUUUCUUCCAACUCUUCAACCACAUCUUCCUCGGCAUCUAGCUCGCACGACGUCGCGAUUGGAGCGGGAGUCGGCGUCCCCCUAGGAGUGAUUGCGAUUGGCACUCUGCUCUGGGCUCUCUGGGAGAGAAGACGGGCUAACAGGCUGAGUCGGUCUCUGAGACCUGAGGUUGCUAAUGAGGUUUAUGGUAGUAGCCCUUCGGCUAUCAUAACUAAUAGGUCUGCGCCAACGGAAUUGGAUCCUCAGCGGCCAAUACCUGAAUUGAUGGCAAGAGAUUGA